Molecule: messenger RNA, 12683 nt
Organism: Orcinus orca (killer whale)
Lineage: Eukaryota; Metazoa; Chordata; Mammalia; Artiodactyla; Delphinidae
Gene: C20H16orf95
Product: chromosome 20 C16orf95 homolog
Source: RefSeq, a predicted model, not a curated record
AGGGACCUUGGGGGUCGGAGGAGGCCCCGGGGAGGGACAGGGCGCGGAGAGGCGGACGGUCUGAGGGAGGAGUGACACGCCUGGGCCAGUCCCCGCUUUCGUCACCGCCGUUAUCAUGAGCUUCGUCACCUCCCUCUCCACGACUUAGAGUCGCGGCGGGCGCUUCCGGGAGCCCUCGGGUGUCCGUUCGGUCUGUCAGCGCGCACUCACCCCGAGCGCGUCAUGACAGGGAAAGAAGCACAUUUCAAACUUUUGGGGAAGAAGUGUGUUCCAUAGAUCAUUCGAUGUGCCCUGUCCCCAGCUCUGUUCACCGAGAGCCCAUCUGCUGUGAGUGUCAGGCCAAAUUUGGGGGCCGCCUGCCGGUGCGCAGGGCUGAGGCAGUGCUGCCUUACUGGGUCCCUCUGUCCUUGAGACCCCGAAAGCAGAUCCAAAAGAUGGUCUGGUUUUACGUACCCCAAACCACCAAGGCAUGCCCCUGCCCAUGCCACCACUCUGGGGGCCGCCUCCCGCUGCCUAGGGAUCAGGCUGUGAUGCCCUACUGGCCCCAGGUCCUGAGGUCUCACAAGAAGGUGGUGAAAAGGCAGCAGAGUUUUAAAGGCAUCCCAGUCCCCCUGGACGUGUGCUCUGGGUACAACCACUGGAGAAUCUGUGAUGGUGAAGGGCGCCGUCUCCUCAAGUGGCAGCAGCUCCAGGCCCUUCACCAGGCUGCGCCGCUGUCCCCAGGGCAGCCAGCAAGCCUCCCGGCCUCCCUCCUGCCCCUCAGCCUCAGCCUCCUGAUCGUCCUCCAGGCCCUCCUGAGUGUCAUCGUGGCCCUCCGGCCGGAUGCCUCAACACGCUCGCUGUCCAGCUGCUCACUUGGGCAGAGGCCUUGCCGUGCCUGCCUUCACCUUUUAUCUCCAGGACGCAGAGCUCACAGAACUGGGUCCUGAUGCCUCACUUCCAGCCUCCCGGGCUCCCACCCGGCAAGGUUAUGUUUGAGUGUCCAACCAAGGGUUUUAUCUGGAGGACCAUUCCACUGAAGUUUCAAAGACUGUUGGCUGAACUCAAUAAACAAAUGCAGGGACUCUAGUUCCUCUGCCAUUUCUCCCCAGAGUGUGGACGCCUGCAGUGCCUGCCAUCUUCAGGGGCUCUUUCACUGGAACCAGCACACGGUCCAGCCUGGAGUCCCUCCUGGUUGAUCCUUUGUGCUGCAUUUGGCUUUCUGUGGAGGGGGCCGCUUGGGCUGAGGCCACGUUGGAUCUGCUGUGGCAGGAACAGUGCCAGGGGAGUUGGCCUGAAGACCGGGGACGUUACAGCUGCCUGUCUGUGUCCAGAUGGGGAUGGGGGGAUCCCACUGGUGGAAGCACCCUUGUAUUUCAGUGUUUUGAGGUGAAGAACAGGCCAGAUGCGUCUGCCCCAGCCACGGAACCGUGUCGCUGGAGCUGGGGGCAGGGUAGGGGCCCAGCGUUGGGCCGCAGAACAACAUUUUCGUUUUCACCCUUGGCACUGAACAGCCGUUAAAUGGAAAGGGGGCCUGUGUCCCUCCCUCAGCAGCCACGCCGGCCGCCAUCCUGGCACCUCACAGAGCAGCUUUUGUUCGGGGUCCGGAGUGUAAAAUUGGAGUGGCAGGUUGUCGGUGCACACAUCUUGAAUUUCCUGGCUUUUAUCAGCUGCGCCACUCAAAACGACAAUAUUUAAUCCCAAAUGUUUCCUUCCCUUCCCCUCCCCCUCCUGUUUCAUAAACAAGGGGGCUUCCCCCCUUUUCUGCCCAGUAGACUUUGCUGCCAUUUCUUCAAUCACAGUGAAAAGUAUAUUUGUGAUUCUUCUCUCAUGUUUUUGCAAUUACACAUACCAGGGGGCUUUAGGAGAACCUGACUUCCUGGGACCUGGUUUAAUGUAACCUUCUUGCUGAGUCCUCCAACCCCACCAGCCAUCUCAUGAGGGAGAGUCGAACACGUUUUACUUCCAGGGGUCAGAUGGCGUAGCAACAGCUUCAUGCCAUUUUAUCCUCCUGGGUGUGGUUGGGGUCACAUCGCCCAUUGGUUUUUCCGUUGUAGGAAUUUUUCUUAGUAGUCAUUUUAUUAAAUAAUUCUCCUAGGUGGGAGAAUUAGCCCCCUGAAAUUUAAAACUUGAAGUUUCUUUUUGUUGCUUAGUAACUUUGAGAAGCAAUUGCUGAGCAAGACAGCUCUUGUGAGACAACCAAAAGAUUCUGGCAACAUCCUGUCUGGAUUUUCUACAUGGGUAGACACCCACGUGUGUGUAAAGUCACUGUUUGCAUCUUGCAUGGUGCACUAGAGUAUCCCAAAUCAUGUUUCAUGUAGAGAAGCAGCAUGCUGUCCUAAGAUGAAGCGUUUUGGAGUGAGAAGGAGCAGGUGUGACACCUGCUUGUGUCUCAACUAUGGCUUCUUGGCCUGUGCAGCCAUGGGCGGGUCUGAGGUCUCGAUGGGGUCUGACACCCGAGCAGGAUCUGCCGCCUGGCUGAGACCCCCAUGGGCCAUGGGUUGGUCAGUUUUGUGUGUAGACGUGGUCAGGCUGUAGGACCCAAUUAUUUGAUCAAGUGCUAAUCUAGGGGUUGCCGAGAAGGCUUUUGGUAGCUGUGGCCAAUCAGUAGGCUGUGUGAGUAACCUGGAGAAUCUGGGUGGGCCUCAUCCAAUCCCAUGAAAGGCUUACGAGCAAAAGCUGAGUUUUCUCUGCGAUGAAGAAUUCUGCCUCAGGACGGCAGCAUCAGAUCCUGCCUGACUUUUCAGUCUGCAGCUGCCCUUGUGGAUUCUGGGCUUGCCCUGCCCCACAGCCACGAGAGCCACUUCCUUAAGACGAGUCUCAUCAUAUACACACAUCUCCUGUUGGUUCUCUUUCUCGGGGGGCCCUGACUGAUAACUGGCUGAGCUACGUAAGAGAACAGCAGUCCCAGGCUGCUGGCCGAGGGUCUAUGAAAUCAGAAACGAGCUUCUCUGUGCCUGUCUAGGACCUUCUAGGAAUCUCGAGUUGUUUUCCAACGAGCGUGUGUGUCGUGGUGGGGCUGUGCAGUGAUGCGAACGCGCAGGACACGGCAUCGCUGUAUGUGUGCUCUGCCAGCAGGUGUGUCCACUUCACUGGGAACCAGCCACCACAGCUGAAUUCAUGGCCACGGGCAGAGGGUUCUGGGAGAGGGUGCUGCAGGUGGUGAGCUUCUGGGGUGGACCACGGAACUUAUGGGCAAGGGGUGAAUAAAUAUUGAUGAGGUAUACCAAGAGGUAUAGUGGAGGCAUGUGACAUCAUGUCAUGCAAAGAAACGCAGAAGUCAUUCAGGUGGAUUGUGCCAUCCUGUUGCCCACCCCAGCUCAUCCACCGGCUGGCAGUGGAGCAAGCAGAUUAGCCCUUCUGGGCUACAGGUGUAAAAGGGGUCUCCUUAGUACCUGCCUUUAGGGUAGUGAGGCACAGAUGUGUUGAUGCAGGUGAGGCUUUCAGAAAAGCUUCCCCACUUUGGGACACUAAGUAAGGACAGAUGCUUUCAUUAUUAAGAUAGGCUCCUGCUCUGUGACCAUUUGGCAUUGAGCCCAAGCCCCAGUGAUGCCGCACACAAGCUCUGUGGCUUUACGUAAGUUCCUUAACCUCUCUGAGCCUGGUGUGUAGAGGAAGGGAGGAGCUGAGCUGUCUCAGGCUUGCUGUUGUGAUUAACUUAGAGGUAUAAAGCUCUCUGUGGUAUGCUGCCCAGCCUCAAACACCAGGAAGCCCUGGAACAUCAGCCUGCCCACUGUGCUGGCUGCACGAUUUAUGUCCUGUCAGGACUGGACCAGGUGAGGGGAGUGAGGCCCAGCGUGCAAAGUUUAAGGUGGUGCCCACCCAGCCCUGCAUGUACACCUCCCUGAGAGUGACCACCGCCUUGAGUUAUGCACCCUGGGCGCCUUGCCCCCCUUGCCCAAAUCCUGGCUCUCAUUUUGUCAUACAAAUGCCACGCCAGCUUUGCCAGGUAAGGGGAUGGGCCCAUGUCGCAGAGCAGGACAGAGGCCUUGCCCCAGCCCCCCUGGGCUGUGUGAGCUCUUGGAAGGCAGUGGCUGCCCCUUGUUCGUCUCAUGUGCUGGCAUACAGCACCUGGCACACAGUUGGUGCCACAUAAAUGCUUACAAUGGAAUGAAGGAAGGAGAAGACGGAGGAUUCAAACUCUUGACAGGGUUUCUCAUGAUCAAGGCCGUCCACUCCAGCUGCGGUGAGCAAGCACUCAUUGUGAGGAGAGGACUGAAAGCCAUUUUUAUCGUCCUCCCAUGGAGCGCUUUGUCAGAAGGAAGGAAGCCAUCUCCCACUGAGGGUGAGUGCUGCUUCAGGACUGCCCUAAAGCUAGAUUCGGACAAAAGGUCCCAUGUUGUAUGAGUCCACUUGUAUGGAAUGUCCAGAGUAGAUAAGCCUAUGGAGACAGAAAGCCAGGGGCUGCCAGGGCCUGGGAGGAAAGGGGAUGGGGAGUGACUGCUGAUGGGUACAGUGUUUCUUUUUGGGGUGAUGAAAGCACCUUGGAACUAGACAGAGGUGGUAGUUGUAGAGUACUGUGAAUGUACUAAAUGCCACUCAGUUGUACACUUCAAAAAUUGUCAUAGUGGUAAAUUUUAUGUUACGUGUAUUUUAACACACACACACACACACACACACACAAGCUGAUUUUGGCAGGACUCUUUGGGUGUAUAUGACAGAGACAAGAUUCAGGUGAAAGGCCAGUUACUGCUCAUAGGAUGGAGUGGAGGUUGGUUGGCAGGUGGCUGGAUGCCAGGUCUGCACUGUCUCUUGGAGUAAAUGUUGCUCAGUCACGCCACAGCUCUCCAUGGGCUCUCCGUCUGUGUCUUCUUCAGGGUCAUGUAGAGUAACUCCCCUUUCCUCCCCGCCAAGGCCUCCUGGGUGCCUAUGGAAGCCUGGACCAGAGCCCCGACAUGGGUGUUUGGGGAGGGAGGAGGCAGACAGGGAGCGGCACACCUGGGAAAGCUGUCAUGAUGGCAAAUUUGGGAAGGGGUCGUGGGGGUGCUUCUGAGAUUAAGGCCGAACAAGGCGAUGGACUAGGUCCCACGGGACAGCCUCCACCACCCAGUGGGUUCCCCGGAGAACUGGGCAAUUAACGGGUAUCUCAGUGCCACGCAGACUUGCAGUUCUGACCACUUGAGUCAAUGUGACACCACAAAUGCGGGCGUGAGUGUCGGGGUGCAUGUUCUGUGGGUUUGCAAGUUCAUAAGCCACGACCAAAUAAUGGGUCUUGGUGGCUGGUUCUGUAGUUGAUGGAACAUGUGUUCAGCUUUUGACUAAAAGCCAGUGGGAGAUCUCUUUGUCUGAUCCCCAAAGAUAGUUUCACCUACUGUUCAGGAAAGAGACUGUGAUAGCUCUAAAACAAAUAAACAAAACCCAGCUUCAAACAUGCUUGGUGUUCCGGGGGAGUUUCCUUUCCUAACCUUAAUUUUGGGAUUAAUUUGUUUUAGAAGUUCCUUGGCUGCUUAUGUGUGUACACGUGUGUGCGUGCGUGUAUGUAAGAAAAGAAACACUAAGAAGAAAACGUGUCAUGUUCCUCUGAAACCUCCGGCUGGGUUCCCUCUCUGUACCUUGAGGAUAGUAUGGCCUGGGGCCUCUCUCAUGUCCACAGUCUUCAUUGAAUCUGGCUUUGAAAGAAUGAAAGGAAAUCGGGCCACCCCGAGCCUUGCUCCCAUAGUGGCUCCAUGCCAGAACUGUCCUCACCUGUGUAUUUUGAGUGUCUUAUUAUAAACCCAAAGUGAUCUUGGUUAAUAAAAAUACAGAGGCAAGAGCUGGGUGCUCUCUGGUUUCCAGCUUUGGUCCUUUAUCAUGCUCAUUAAGGUAAAAUAGUUCGCUACUUUGAUCCCCACCCCCACCCCCGUUCCUGCUCCUGGAGGUUGGGGUCAAUGCUGUGCAGCUCUCUCCCCUGAGCUUACGGAUUUGAAUUUCAAAUUAUGGGGCUCCAAAGACUCGUUCUGUAAUGGUUCCUGAAUUCUUGUCAUCCAGUAGGAGGUAUUAGUUAUAAAUGAGUUUCGUUUUUGUUUUUCUUUAUUACUUUAUAGAGUAUCCAAGCUAUGCAAGAGUAUAUUUUCAGGGUUAAAUAUUCAAAUGAUUCUGAAGUUCAGGGCAAAAGGUGCUGCCCCUUCCCUCCCCAGGGAAUCACCCUCCAUGUAACAGAGUAUCUAGGUUUCAGAGCCUCCUUCCAGGUUCCUUCCCAGGCACUUAUAUAUGUGUAUAGAUAGAAACACUUUUGUCAUUUAAUACCACAUUCAAUGUAGCCAAUAUUCAAUGUAUAGAAUAAUUCUGUACUUAUUUAUUGGUUCACCUAAUAUUUCUGAGCACCUGCUAUGUGUCAGGUAUGAUGCUGGGAGCUGCAGAUUCAAUAGUGAGCCACCACACAGCUCACAGGCUGCAGGCAUGUUGUGCUGGGACUUGGUUUCCCUUCCAUUUCACAGAGUAUCUAGGCGCGUUCUCUCCAUGGUCAUCCUUAUAUGUCUGUCCUGUACUCUUCAGUGUUGAGAGAGAACACUGAAUUUUGAUGGACAGCAGAUUGAGUUCCAGAUGACUUUCCAUUAUAAAAAAGGAAGCAGUGAAGGUCUCGUUGAGCACCUGGGUGUUUUAUAAGAUUUAAAGAUUUUGGGACGUCCCUGGCAAUCCACUGGUUGAGACUUCGCUUUCCGACGCAGGGAGUGUGAGUUUGAUCCCUGGUCAGGGAGCUAAGAUCCCAAAUGCCCCCCGGCCAAAAAACCAAAAUGUAAAACAGAAGCAAUAUUGUAACAAAUUCAAUAAAGACUUUAAAAAUGGUCCACAUCAAAAAAUAAUAAUAAUAAAAAAAGAUUCUUAGGGCAGCAAGACACAACACACCAAGCCUCUUCCAGAGGAGACUCCCUCCCGUUUGCAUACCAUAGUAUUGCAAAUUACAGUUUUCAAAACAGAGUCUUCAAGUACAAGUUCUCACUGAGUCUUCACUACCAGCCUGGGAAGCAGAUACUGAUAGUUCUACAGUUAUACAGAUGAGGAAACUGAGGCUCAGAGAAGUCACGAAACUGGCCCAGGGUCCCAGAAGCGGCAGAGCCUUGAGUUCAGACUUUGUGAUGCUUACCCAAGAACUUUCCAUUUCAACUCCAUCUGGAGUCUGGCUGCUUUGCUCAAGGUUUGAUCUCUACCCAUGUGAGUGUUUCUGGGAGUUGUCACAAAUCUGAAGAGGAAGCACAUAGCCAUCUCCAACCUCUGACAGAAAGCCAGGCCUUUUCUCUUCCAUAUGAUGGUCCAUUUCAUACCUGGAACAAGGAGAUUUUCCUAUUCCAGGGGUGCUAAGCCAUGACUCCCCUGGAACAUUAUAAUAUCAGAGUAUGAACAGUUCCCAAACGUCGCUUGUCAACAUCUCCCACAGCCCUGACACCUGGAGAAUGGAAGACCAUUCCAGAGGAAGAGAGAAGCCCUUUGAAUCAUUUUUUCAGGUACAUGUCAUUCUGCUUGAAUUAUUUUUCUUGAAGGAGAACACUUUUCAAUAGUCCAAAGCAGGGACCCGUCAUUUGUGAGAGCUCUUUGACGUGUUGCUGUUUUAAAAAUUAAGUAUGUGGAGUUUGCAGAAUGGACACGGCCUUUCAGUUUUUUAAUUUAAGGUUUAAAAAGUGCUUUCACGCUAUAAUCCUUGGGGGACAGGAAAGGCUGUUUGUUCUGUCCCGGGCCUCCAGGAAAUCUGGCCCAGACCACCUACGGGAAAUUAGCCUGAGACCUCAGCCUAGCUGGGAGGCGACAGCAGCGCUUCUCGGCACUGUGGCUAUAGUUCUCACUACAUAAUCUAAUCUUUCAAGGAUAUUUUCAUCUGGAGAGGCAGUGAGCUGAAUAACUAAACAGACACAAUGCUGCUAAUCCCUAUUCCUGAGGCUGAAGGGUUUAACUCCUUGCCUUCUGUUUUAAGGCAGUGAGCUCAAAGUGGGCUGUUGGGAUCAACAUCAGAAUUUCAUAAAAAGCAUUUGGUUUUGUAUGCUGUGCUGACGCUCUGCAGUGUCCCUGGUUCUACUAUGUGUCUGGCACUGCUCUAAGGACUUCAAAUAGAGUAACUUGGUUACUCCUACCAGAGGAAGUGCGUACUGUUAUUAUGCACAGAAAUGUUAAGUAAUUUGCUCAAGGUCACAUAGUAAGGAGGGGGUUGUGGGUUGGGAUUCAAACCCAGACCAGUUGCUUCGGAGUCCAUGCUCUUGAUGCCUGUGCUCCUUGUUAAAGAGGGAGGCUCUGAAAUGUCUGCCUAGUCAGUUUUCAUUCAUUCAGUUAUUUGUUCAUUCAUUCAUACACUUCUUCAUUUGCAUUCACCACCUGUGCUGUGUGAAUGCCAAGGUGAUUUAGAUAGAAGCACUCAUAGGCCUCCCAUGAGUUGGCAGCCAGACAUGGAAAUGAAUAAACCUAGAAAUAAUUAUGAUGCAGAGAGUAGAGGGCAGCAGUAGUCGUGCAGGGACCAGAGUGGCCAACGGAGUGAGGGGAACCUUGAACUCAGAAGCAGGAGAAAGUCAGGAAGGCUUCUCCAGGGGGUCAGGAGAAGGAGGGUGGGGCAUUUGGCAUGAAGAGGUGAUGAUGCAAUGCCUUUUGGGAAACUCCUGGGGCAUGUGGUCAGCGUGGAGGGCUGUGAGAGGGAGCAGAGCAGAGGUGGAGAGGAGCCUGGACUUGGUUAGCUUGGCCUAGGCAGGGUUUUAAUGAGAAUCUUAUGAAAAAGCAGGCAGGUGAAUAAUUCCAUUAGACCUGGCCAUUCAGCAGCUUAGGAACCAGCAUUUCCAGGUGGCAUAUGGGGUGCGAGGGCACGGUCCUUGCUGAAACCAACAGGAUGUAGGACUUUAUUUCUGCAAAACCAGAGUCUCUCACCUGGUCAUCAGAAUAUCCACAGAAUACCACUGACAGUGGCCUCUCAACGGCUCAGGAGCUGUUGCCAUGUGGCUCAGCCAGCCUCAGCCCCCUCCCCCCAGAAGACCCAGGAGCUCUAAGCGAAGUCCAGCCCCCCAGGACACAGGUCACGGGCAGGUUCUUGACCCUCAUCCAUCACAGCGUGACUACCGUCUGGUGCAGGAUGUGAGUGGGUUCCAGCUGGUUCCAUCCCAGUGGCGGCAGACAAGCCAUCCUUGCAUUUUUGCUCUGCAGCCCCAGCCCUAGGGCAGCACACAGACCCCAGCAGAAUGCCCCUCUCUCCAAGCCCAGCUUGGCAGAGCCGAUGAUGAAAGUGCUGCUCAGUCAGCCGGGUUCAGAGUGGCUUUGCAGUGGGGAAUGUUGCAAAGAUAUUUGGAGCUGGAAAUUGCCCUUUGCUCUUUUGAAAGGUGCAAAAUGAUUCAGUAAUUACUUCAAACGUGGGGGCCUCCUUCCUCGCCUCACCUGAACUCCCUGUCAGCUUCCGCCUGUCAGACUUGUGUUGGUUUGAGCUGGGUGUUCCUUUCCCCAUCUUCCCCCCACCUCCCCGUUUCCACUGCCCUUUGCAGCCCUCCUCUGCCUGCCUCCCCGCCCCCGCCCUGCCCCCAAUCUGGAGCUUGGAGUGAGUUCUAAGGGUGCCUCAUUAACGACUUAGAUUUCUGGUGACUGCUUCUUUCUUCAUUUGUUUGUUUUCAAGCUUUCUCUUAAAUAACCUCAUAGAGAGGGGUCCCGUUUAUUUUUCUUGCUUAGUGUCUCCCUGCCAAUCAGUUCUUCACCAAACAAAGGUCGCCAGGACUAAAGAGAAGUGGGGAGCUUUUCACUGAGGGAGAGGAUUCCAGCAGACACACCUGCUCCUGGGAAAGUGGCCCACUUGGAAGGGCUGUUGCACAUUAAAACAGCUCACCUUUAUGUGCCAGAAUGACAGCCAUUUUAUAGAUUAGGAACCUGGCACAGUUAGAUGCUCAAGGUCACACAGUACAUUAUGCAAAUGGAAUUCACAUUCAUGGUCUGUCUAAACCAGCGCCAUCCAGUGGAAAUAUAAAUGAACUCAUGUAUAAUUCUAAAUUUUCUGAUAGGCUCAUGAUAAAGAGUGAAAGUGAAAUUAAUUUUAAUAAUAUACCUUAUUUAACUCAAUAUAUCAAAAAUAUUAUCAGUAUUAUAAAUAUCAGUCAGUGUUUGGGCAGAAUGUUUGUGUCCCCCCAAAUCCAGUGCAGUGAUACUUGGAGGUGGUGGCUCUGGGAGGGUUAGGGUUAGAUGAGGUCGUGAAGGUGGGCCCCCCAAGAUGGAGUCAGUGUCCUUAGAAGAAGAGGAAGAGGCCAGAGCUCUCUCCUCAAUGUGAGGGUACAGCGGGCAGUCGACAAACGCCCCGGUACAGGGCUCCCUGAUGGAGAAGCGAUGUUGGAUAUUUACCUGCACAUCGCUGUGUCUCUGCAGAGAAGGAUGAGCUGAGCCUCUUGGUUUUGAGGAAAGGAAGCUGAAGUAGCGUGAUGGGUUCAAGCCUGUCUAUGACCAUUUCCAUAUGUUUUUGUGAUCCAGGUGGUGAAGUUAAUUUCAGAUCCUUCCCUCAUCAAAGACAAAGGGAAAAGUGGAUCUGUAAGCCCUUAGUCUUCUGCUUUUACUUGGUUAGAGUGACACUUCUUUUCUUCUCUAGAACGGUAUUAUGUAUUUUAAUAGCAAAAAAAAAUUACAUUGGAACAAUGGGGAAAUAAAGCAUAUUGUAAAAAUACUAAGUGGUCCUCAGAGGCAGAUUUGCACACAUGUGGAUUAGUAGUUUGAAUAAAACGUAUAAUGUAGCUAUAUUGUUUUCCAUGCUAAUGAAAUACAUCAGUCACUGAAAAACUUUUUUCAAAAAUAGCUUAGUCCUUUAUGUGAGCUCAUUUUACCUCAGUUUAUAAAUUUGGAAAGCAAGGAAGUGGGGAAAUGUAGAAGAGGAAAGAAGUAAAAACACACUGCUUACUCUGAUGAUGGAAUGCUGUUGAGUGUAACAUCACCUUUGGAACGGGAGAAUUCUACUUGCACAUUUAGUUUUCUUUCUGUUCAUUUAUUAAUUUGUUCAACAAAUAUUUGAUCUGACGAUCCUGAGCUGGGAGCUGGGGAAACCGCAGAGAAUAAGACCAGUGAGGUCCCUGCUCACAUGGGGCUCCGAGUUCAGUGGGGGAGACAAGUAAAUACUGCAGAACCACAGUGUGGUUGGGAUUGCAAGCGGGGUGAAGGUGUAUUGGGGUUUGUACAGAGGACCCUAAGCUGGAAGGGGGUGGCAUCUGGCCAAUGGAGGUGGUCCCUGGGAAUUGAUGCUUGCUCUGAGACCUGAAGGGGGAGGACUUGGCCAGGUGAAAAGCAGACAGGGGCCAGGGUGCUGCACGCAGAGGGAACAGCAUGUGCAAAGGCCCUGAGACUAGAAGGAGCCUGGGGAUUUUGACUCCAGUCUGUGCCACAGGUGUAAACUGGCAGAGGAGACCUUCUGUGGGAGACCCCGGCUGUGAAAGGAGCUCUGUCCCUACCCAACUGCCCAGCAGCAGGCACAGUGCCCACCAUUGCCCACGUUGUUAGGAGGCAAGUGAGAGUUUCCGACCCAGAAAGCAGACCUGACUGGGGUCUGCUGGGGAAUCCCAAGGGUGGCAUGGAGCAAGGAACACCGUACACUUGGGACAGAGCUCGUCUUCCGUUCGGCAGUGCCCCCAGCUCUUCCUUUGUGUUGCACUUUGUAGCCCCUGCUACAUAGAUUUAGCUUAGUGAUGACAGCACAUUGUUUCUUUCCUACCCAGUAUCCACCCUGCCUUUUCCUUUUACCAGAACUCUGACCUAGUCCAGGGCACCGAGCCCCAGCCCCAUCUAUGUCAGGGGUCAGCAAACUACAACCCAAGGGCACCGCCUGUUUGUGUAAAUAAAGUUUUAUUGGCACACAGACACAUCACUCAUUGAUGGCUCCUCCGUGAGUACUCUUGCGUUGCAAUGACAGUCGAGUAGUUGUGACAGAGACUGUGUGGCUCACAAAGCCCAAGAUACCUACUACCUGGUCCUUUACAGAAACAAUUUGCCAACCCAGGUCUAAGUCAAUGGCUCACCUCCCAGCUUCCAUUACAGCUGGUUCGGGGGCUAGGCUGUGGAGUGUCAGGCAAGGCAUGCGGCUUCUCUGAAUCUCAGUUCCUGAUCUGUACACACUUACGUACAUUAUUUCACUUCAUCUUCACAGCAGCCCAUGAGGUGGGUUCUAUUGUUAUCUUGAAACGGAGGAAAAGGAGGAACAGAGAGGUCCAGUAGCCCACCCAAGAUCAUACAGCUUGAAAAUGGUGGAGUCAAGACUGGAAUCCUUAACCUUAGAAUCCUGGAGUUGAGGGCUGGUGGGAGUGGGCAGGAGGAGGGAGCUGUUUGGAUUCCUGUGGAUCGCUGAUCCUAGUUAACAUUCGCAUGUGGGGAGUGAGGUCACCCACACCUGUGUUCCUGUUCCCCCUCACGUGUAGCAUGGAGAGGGGUGAAGCAUGUGGGCUUGGAGUCCAAUUGCCUGGGUUGAAAUCCUAGUUCUGCUUACUGAGCCUCAGCUCCUCCCAUGUGUCUAAUGGGGAAAUGAGGUUAGUAACUCCUAGGGCUCUUGGUGGAGUUAUGUGGUUAGUACUAAUAUGGUCGUAACCUGGUACACAGUAAGUGCUCAGUAAAACUAGCCAUUAUCAUUGGCUCAAAACCAGCCUUUGCCAAAGGGAAAAAAUACAAGGUUCAACUCAAUCAUUUGGUGAAUCAGUUAUUAAAGAAGAAUUGGGAGGAGGAAGUGAAAACCAUCGCAUGGGAUCCCUUGACACAUGAGUCCCGGUUUUACUUUGUUCACUAUUGAUGCAAGAGGUGCUUUUGUUAUU